AUGUCGCAAAUGUCACAGCUGGUUAACCGAAUCCGCCUGCCACGCGCCUUCCGACCCCCAGCUCAGAUCAAUGCCGAAGAAGGCACAAAUGGAUACCCAGAGACUAAUCGCGGGAAAACUGCGCCUAAUGAAGCUGAAAACGGGAAAAAAGAUGAAAAGUCGAAAGAUGGAUCUGAGAUGGAACCAGUCGGCUUUUGGCACCCGGAUCUACGACAGGUCCGUAACCGCGCCUUUGUAAAAUGGACAAUCACUACAUCCUUCCUCAUGGCAUUCAUCCUCGCUAUCCUCUCUUUAUACUGGGCUGUCUUCUUCAGAGUAGAAGACAGGCUUACCCACCUUCUGGUUUAUGUUGUAGACAUGGACGGCGUCGCGCCCUACGACAACACGGGCACCGCACCCUUUGUCGGCCCAACCAUCACCCAACUGGUCGAGCAACAAAUCAGUAGCGGCCAGCCAACCCUUGGCUGGGGCAUUCGUCCUGCCUCAGACUUCAACAACGACCCCUUGGCUGUCCAUCAAGCAAUCUACAACUUCGACGCCUGGGCGGCUAUCAUCAUCAACCCCAAUGCCAGCGCGCUCCUGUACUCUGCUAUUGCGACUGGAAAUGCGAGCUACGACCCUUUGGGCGCAUGUCAACUUGUGUAUCAGGAUUCGCGCGACGACACAAAUUGGUUUGACUUCAUGCUCCCGAUCAUCAGCCAGUUUAUGACGCAGGCGCAGAGCCAGGUUGGGAAACAGUGGGCGCAGAUGGUGCUGCGGAACGCAAGUACCAACUCUGAUAUUCUUUCUAGCAUGCAGAAUGUACCGCAGGCACUUAACCCCAGCAUUGGUUUCUCAGAGUAUAAUCUCCGACCCUUUUAUCCAUACACUGCUAUACCUGCAGAUGAUCUGACAGACCUUAUAAUAAUCUCCUUCUUCUCCUUCUCCUUCUACAUGCCUAUUCACAUGCAGUACGUCACCCCGGGCAACCAUCCGCCUCUCAAAUUCCGCCAAUUGAUCAUAUGGCGCUGGUGCGCUACUCUCUCGGCUUACUUCAUGCUUUCGCUGGCCUACUCCUUCGUUUCCCUCGCCUUCCAAAUAAACUUCUCCCACACAAACCCCAUUACCAACGAAACACUACCUACACUCCAGAGCGCUGGCAACCCAGUUUCGUAUGGCAGUGGCACCUUCCUCGUGUACUGGAUGCUCAACUUUUUCGGCAUGAUUGCAUUGGGUCUCGCGUGUGAGAAUGUGGCCAUGGUGGUGGGGAUGCCGUGGAUGGGCCUGUUUCUCAUCUUUUGGGUUAUUACGAAUGUUAGCACGAGCUUCUAUGAUAUUGAAAUUGCACCGGGAUUUUACAGGUGGGGCUAUGCUUGGCCGUUGCAUUCUAUCGUCGAAGGCAGUCGAUCUAUCCUUUUCGAUUUACACUCUAGACUUGGGCUCGACUUUGGUAUCUUGAUUGCUUGGGGCGCUGUGAAUACCGCAUUCUUUCCUUUCUGCUGCUGGUUUAUGAGGUGGAAGACGCAGAAGGGGAUUCAUGAGUAUUGGCCUUUGGAUUAA
Molecule: messenger RNA, 1539 nt
Organism: Pyrenophora tritici-repentis Pt-1C-BFP
Lineage: Eukaryota; Fungi; Ascomycota; Dothideomycetes; Pleosporales; Pleosporaceae
Source: RefSeq, a predicted model, not a curated record